Molecule: messenger RNA, 3135 nt
Organism: Biomphalaria glabrata
Lineage: Eukaryota; Metazoa; Mollusca; Gastropoda; Planorbidae
Product: acetylcholine receptor subunit beta-like
Exons: 9
Coding region: 347-1555 (402 amino acids)
Biological process (GO): nervous system process; chemical synaptic transmission; signal transduction
Cellular component (GO): synapse; membrane; neuron projection
Molecular function (GO): transmembrane signaling receptor activity; extracellular ligand-gated monoatomic ion channel activity; neurotransmitter receptor activity
Source: RefSeq, a predicted model, not a curated record
CGCUGGACUGUUGUUCGGGUGAUGGUCCCGGGUUCAUACCCUGCCCGCUGCCGUCGUCCCGAGGAGGGUUGGACUACGCUAAAGAUUAUUUUAAACUGGGAAGAAACACCCGAAACAUCUCCAAAACAUUUAGUCUGGACUGAUUGUUAUAUAGGCUAGUGUGUAUAUCUCCACUAAGUAGGCUGACAGUAAGGGUUGUAUUGAUCUAGUUCAAGCCAUCCUGGAUUCUAGUUAGUGCUACAUGCUAGUAUUGCAUUAUUGUUUUUUGUAAAAACGGGCAUCACAUCUCCUGCCUGUAUCUCUGAUAGUAUUCAAUUGUUUUCAACAAGCGUUUGGUGAUAUAAAUAUGGUUUUGUUUCUUAUGUUUUCCUGUGUGAUUUUCAUUAAAGGGGUGAACACAGUAGGAGUCACUGAAAUGGAGCGCCUGUACUCUGAUCUUUUCGCUAGGUACAAUCCGGAAGUGCGUCCAUCUUUGAACUCUAGCCAGACGACAGAAGUGACCGUCCAAAUGAGCCUGGCCCACAUCAUGGACCUGGACAUUAAGCAACAAGUAUUACAUCUAAUUGGCUUUGUAUCUUUGAGAUGGACAGACCAGAAGUUGACCUGGACCCCGGGCAUGUAUGGAGGUAUAGAUCAUCUAUUUGUCAGACAAAAUCAAGUCUGGAAGCCAGAUAUAGCAGUCAUCAACUCUGUUUCAGACAAAGUGUAUGUAGGGGACAAAGAAGUUCUGGUCGUUGUGACAUCUAACGGCAGUGUCACGUGGGAGCCAGUCAUAAACAUGCAAGUCACGUGUCAGGUGAACAUCUUAAAGUACCCCUUCGACGAGAGUAUAUGUGGACUGGAACUGACCUCCUGGAUGUAUUCUGAAGAUUCUGUUCCGCUUCGGAUUACCAAGACCCCUUUAAGAAUGGUCAUGGCUGAGCACAGCCAGUACCGUGUCAAGUUCCAUAAUGCUGAAAUGUUCAAAAUAAACCAUCAUGGCGCAUUUUACACGAGACUAAACUUCCUGUUCAAGUUAAGCAGACGAGCGAGUUAUCUCGUGCUGAUACUUGUACUUCCUGUCACCCUGCUGGCCAUAUUGUGUGUCGUUUCUUUCAUGCUGUCACCGGAAGUGCCAGAGAAGACAUCUUUAGCCAUCACCAUACUGCUGGCCUACACUGUGUAUCUAGAUAUUGUGGACAAGGAACUACCAGAAAUAUCAGUCCAAAUAUCACAUUUCGUAAAAUAUCUGACAGUUUUGCUAUUUUUGUCUUUCUUCUGUGUAACCGGAAACGCCAUAGUCUUCGUCGUCCAUAAACGAGGCAAAGCGCGCGAGCUUGCUACUCUGACUCAGGAAGUGACAUCAGUUACACACUUUUCAGACGACUCAACAGUGAAACCAUCUCCGAAUCAAUCCGGCAUUCAUUCUGCAGACGUGAACAUGUCCGGAUGUAAAGGACGUAGGCUUCAGUGGAGACGCAAGACCAAAGCUGAGAAAAUGAACUUCAUCUUUUUAGUCCUGAAUUCUGUUUUAUUAGCUCUUGCCAUAUCUGGAUAUUUCUUUUCAGUUCUGUGAGAUUUGUUUAACUCUUUCUCUCCGUAAUUAGUUUCCUGGUUCCGAUAGAAUGAUUCCUUUGGCUCAUUUGUAUUUCACUAUCCUGUUAAGAUUAAACUUCAAUGGCGUUUUUGUUUGUUCUCAGAGAAUGUUAUAUUUGGUAUUGAAUUGUAGGGGAAUGCUUGCUCUUUUUACACUGCACAAAUUAAAGAUUAUAAAUUCAAAAAUCAAUUCAGUUUAAUGGGGUCAAAAUUAACGUUGGCAUCGUCAUCGUGGGAAGCGUGGUCGAGAGGUCAAGUGGGGGGGGGGGGGGGCUCGAGGUUCGACACCCGACUCGGGCAGAGUUGUGUUUAUUGAGCGCCUAAAGGCAGCGCGGAAAACCCCCUCCCCCCACUGGUCCACAAAUGAGAUUGGACCUAAAGCGAUAAGAGCAUGCUAUAAGCAUGAAAGUAGCGCUAAAUAAAAGCUAUAAUAAUAAUUAGGAGAGAAAGAGUUAAAACCUAUGGUGAUAAGAAAGCUUACUUAAGCAUUCUGUUGAUCCGCUUUUGUUAAACGGACUAAAUUGUAAGUCUAAAUUGUAUUUUAAUCUCCCAGACUUCUUUUACAUGUAUUGAAAAUACAAUCUGUGGACAUAGACUGAAAGCUGUGGACAUAGACUGAAAGCUGUGGACAUAGACUGAAAGCUGUGGACAUAGACUGAAAGCUGUGGACAUAGACUGAAAGCUGUGGACAUAGACUGAAAAAAUAAACAUCAGAGAAUCAUGCCGCAAGGGCACACCUGUAUUGUCUUUGUGUUUGCUUGACGGCAUUAUGUUUGUCACAAUGGAUGCUGAAAAAUAAAAAAUGUUAGACUCGAUUAUGUCAACAUAGCUUCCAGAUGUAGGUAUUUUUUCAAAGAGUACUGUAAUCACAGGAGGCGCGGUAACUGAGUGGUAAAGCGCUUGGCUUCCGAACCGGGGACCGGGGUUCGAAUCCUGGUGAAGACUGAUAUUUUUAAUUUCGGGAUCUUCGGGCGCCUCUGAGUCCACCCAGAUCUAAUGGGUAUCUGACAUUAGUAGAGUAAAGGCGGUUGGUCGUUGUGCUGGCUACAUGACACCCUCGUUAACCACUUACUGUAAUUUACUGUAAUCGCUAACAGGAUAAGAGGCAAAGGCGGGCUACUGGCGCCCUAACCCUAACCCAAACCAGUAAGGCAGGAGGGGCUCAACCCAAGCUGGGUGAAGAGCCUCCCUCGGCGCCGAUUCCCUACUGGACUUUAUCGAAGGUUACCCACCUAGGAAGAAAACCUCUGAGUCCACACCUCUGUUGCCUUGCGGCUAUACCCAAACAUAGGAAACGUUUCCGGAGUCAGGAGCUGGUGAUACUUAGGCAGCUUGCAGCACACAGAAGUUACAUCCUGACAGAAACUGCAAUGCCGCUGACCCCAAAACUGUAUCGGAAACCUGCCUUUCCUUUUGGAUACAUCAGCUGCGUGGAGAGAGGGGAAACUGCUGUGUAGGCGACAUCGUUACGACCAUAGCUAAUGCCCAGGCAUUCAUUUCUCUCAGUAGUACUAUAGUCUUGUUAACAGAAUACUAAUAUACCUAGGAUAACUUGAAUUG